Patiria miniata (bat star) is the source of this 1237-nucleotide messenger RNA. Its product is annotated as potassium channel subfamily K member 18-like. The record is from RefSeq and is a predicted model, not a curated record. NCBI's taxonomy places the organism in Eukaryota, Metazoa, Echinodermata, Asteroidea, Valvatida, Asterinidae. The coding region runs from base 1 to 1221 and encodes 406 amino acids. Gene Ontology annotation, biological process: stabilization of membrane potential; potassium ion transmembrane transport. The transcript has 2 exons. Gene Ontology annotation, molecular function: potassium ion leak channel activity. Gene Ontology annotation, cellular component: membrane.
AUGCUCCGAGGCAUCCGUCGUACUGUGUCUAGCCGGUCCGGUGAUACCAUGUCCAGCCACGCCGCUGUCUGCGAGGACACGGUGGCCGGUAGCUGCUGUAGCCCACGCCUGGUGCGUUGGCUGCGGGGCUCUCUUCCCGUCCUCCUCUGGACUGGUUACCUCUUGGUGGGUGCGGCUAUCUUCCAGGCCGUGGAGUAUCCUGAAGCCGAGCGGCAACGGGAAAUACAGGCCAAUCUGACGAAGACCACCAACAGUACCAUCGUACGGCUCUUCACAGAACUACUGGACAACAUGAACGAAACUAUGAAUGAUACCAAACAGAACAAGAUACUGACGGAGUUGGCCAUCAAUCUAAAGACGAUGUCAGACGAGACAGUGAACAUUACCCGGUGGGACUUCAUGAACUCCGCGCUAUUCUGCAUGACAGUGGUCUCGACAAUCGGUUAUGGAUUCUUGGCCCCCAAUACCCAGCUUGGACGCGGACUGUGCAUCAUAUACGCGCUGAUAGGUAUUCCGCUCAAUAUCAUCGUAAUGGCGUCGGCUGGCAGGGCUCUAGCACGGUACACCAGGUCCGUCAAUCGCAGUCUGAGGCAAACCUGGACGAGGUGCGCAUUUUGGAAGAAGAGGGUGGGGCCCAAGAUGGAGAGCUCAGCCCCGCCCCGAACGAGGUCGAAAGGGGAGGGGACAAAUGACCAGAGAAGACGCACGCACUUGCGCACUCUGUCUCUUAACAGAGAAGAGUUCUCGGACUGGAGUAAUCGGACCAGUGGUGAACAGACGACGACGGAGCGGGACGGGGACGAUGAUGACCGGGGGCUCGGGGUCACUGGAUCCCCGGAGCCAUGGAACGGUGACGCCCCGAUGGAUGCCAUUAGUGACACGAGCUCCCCUGCCUGGCUGUUUCUUUUCCUGGUGCUGUUGUACACCUGUUUCUUCUCAGCGGUCAUGGUCAUCACUCAGCCUGGUUGGACCGUGCUGGAUGGGUUCUAUUACAUCAUCAUCACCAUCACCACAAUCGGGUUCGGUGACUUGCAAACCUCGAGCAACAGUGAUGAGAACACCAGCCUCGCUUACUACUUGUUUGGUUGCCUAGCCAUCGUCAUCCCUGUGCUAGGCAUGAUUCUCUUGUCUGCAGGCAUCUCCAUCGUUGUCAACCAGUUUGGUAAGAAGACAAAAGCCAUUGAGGAAGUCGUGUGCGGUAGCUCCAAAACACGUGGAUAAAUCACUCAAAAUUGCC